Messenger RNA from Penicillium daleae, 519 nucleotides. RefSeq names its product endosulfine family protein. Bases 1 to 519 code for a protein of 172 amino acids. Gene Ontology annotation, molecular function: protein phosphatase inhibitor activity. The record is from RefSeq and is a predicted model, not a curated record. Lineage: Eukaryota; Fungi; Ascomycota; Eurotiomycetes; Eurotiales; Aspergillaceae. Gene Ontology annotation, cellular component: cytoplasm. The transcript is spliced from 3 exons.
AUGAAUCCCCACCAGCAGAACAAAGUCGAUAUCAACUCGAUGAGCCCGGAGGAACAGCGUCUGCUGCGCCUCUAUGGCAAAAUGCCCACCAAGAAAGACCUGCUCCAGAACAAGCUCAAGGAGCGCAAAUACUUCGACUCGGGCGACUACGCUCUCAGCAAAGCCGGCAAAGCCUCGGAUGUCGGCGUCACCAGCAUCGGCUCCCGCCACCCGGUCCCGGAGAACAUCCCCCAUCUCACUGCGACUUCGCCAGGUGCCGCAAACCCCGGCGCGGCCGGCAGUGGAGGUAGCACCGCGGGCAUCGGCCAACAGAUCCCCGGCAGUAUCAGCGGACACCCAGGCUCGAUCGGCUUCCAGAGCCGGUCGCCCGUGAAAGAGGGAAGCUACCUGCACCGCGGAUCCAGUCUCAGUCGGGCCUCUAGGGGCCCGGAUGAUGAUGGUGCUGGUGGUAGCAAUGAGGGCACGGAGCCUAGCGUGGGCACACAAGCUGCGCGGGAAGGCGUCCCCAUCCGCCAGUAA